AUGAGCGAAGAUUGGAAAAAAUUUGUAAAAUUAGAAGAAAAUAUUUUAAAGACAACUGAAUAAGAAUUAGAAAAAUAGGGUUACUAAAAAUUAUAAUUUAUAGAUUUUAUUGAUUAAGAAUAACACCUCACAGCAUAUUCUUUAAAACAUUAAUAACGCGUCAUUUUAAGGAUUUCAUAGAAUAGCUAGGAAGAGUAUGAUAAAUUACAAAAGGAAUAUGUAAUAAUGCAAUAAUUAAAAUCAUAUAAAAAUAUAAUAUUAGUUUUCGAUAUGAUUGUAAUAAAAGAUUGUUUUAUUUGCAUAAUUGUUCAAGAAUAUCCUUAAAAAAACCUAUUUGAUGAAAUGUAAGAACUUAAAAAUAAAAAUAAAUUACAUACUGCAGAAGUUAUGACUGAAAUUAUUUUAUAAAUUUCCCAUGCUAUUUGUAUGAUUCACUACAAUAAAAUUUCCCAUCAACACAUAAAUUCUAAAAAUAUAAUUAUCUCGUCAAACGGAACAUACAAGCUAAGUAACUUUAAGCACUGUUUUAAAAUACCAUCUCACUAGUCUGAUUUAUUUUAAGCUGAAGGCUAUAUUUAUGAAAUAAAAGAUUAGUAGAAGUAACUUGAUAAUAAAAAUAAUCACUAAAAUUAUCUAUUUUAUCAAAAAGAUAUUUAGUGUGCAGGAAGGCUAUUCUUAGAAAUAAUAGGCUGUAAUUUAAAUAACAAUAAUGAUAUUAAAUAAAUUCAAACCAAUAUUUAUAAAUAAAAUAUAAAUGAAAUUCAAUAUCAGAAUAUUUAAUAAAUAAUAAAAAAUAAAUUUUUAACAUCUGAUGUUAAUGAUGACUUUUAAUCAUAUGAUAUUAUAAAUAAAAUUUUACCUUGGCUUCCUUUUACAUAAUCAAAUUUAUAAAGAUUUAUACCCAUAAUUUAUGAAGUAGAUAAUUAUGAAACAUUUGAUAAUGGUAAAAAUCCACCAUUUUUAUUGAACAUUUAACUAUAAUAUUUAAAAACAUUAAGCUUUAUAUAUGAAAAAAUAAAGAAUAUUCCUGUUAAAUUAAAGGCAGAAGUAUUAUCAUGUACUGCAUCAAAAUUAACAGAGAUGGGAAUGUACGAAAAAUCAAAUUAGUAUAGGUAAUAAUCUCUUAUAUUAUACAACUAAAUUAAAUCUUCAAGUUAGAAAGAUAUUAUAUUUUAGUAUUAACAAAUUUGUUAUAACUAUAAAUAAUUAAAAGAGUAUAAAACUUCUUUAGUUUAUGGUAAAAAAGCUUUAAAGUUAGCCAAAAAAAUUAAUAAAUCACAAAGUGAUGUUUAUGCAAAAUCCUUAUUAGAACUAUCAUGGUGUUAUAAAGCUUUUGGAAAAGAAAAAAAGGGAUUAAAGCUAGCUAUAAAGGCAAAAGAAAUUUAUGAAAAAAUAUAUAAGGAUUAUUUUGUUAAAGAAAUAGGUGAUUGUUUAUGUACAAUUGCUUGUAUGAAAUCUGGUCUUAAACAGUUUGAAGAAUCAAUAAAUUACUAUUAAAAAUCAAUAGAAGUAUUUCAAAAAAUAUAUAAUUUCUAAGAGCAUCCAGAUAUAUCUGCUUGCUUUGAAAAUUUAGGAGUUGCUUAUGAAAACUAAGGAGACAUACAAAUGAGUGUAUUAUAUUAUGAAGAUUGCUUAAAAAUGAACAAAUUUUUAUUUGGAGAUAAAAGUAAUAUGUUAUCUAGCUGUUAUAAAAAAUUGUGCAGGGUAUAUAGAAAGUAAAAUAGAGAGUAAGAGGCAUUAAAAAUUGAGAGGGAAUUGCAAAAAAUAGAACAAAAAAUUUGA
Molecule: messenger RNA, 1782 nt
Organism: Tetrahymena thermophila SB210
Lineage: Eukaryota; Ciliophora; Oligohymenophorea; Hymenostomatida; Tetrahymenidae
Product: tetratricopeptide repeat protein
Exons: 1
Biological process (GO): protein phosphorylation
Molecular function (GO): ATP binding; protein binding; protein kinase activity
Source: RefSeq, a predicted model, not a curated record